Messenger RNA from Thlaspi arvense, 747 nucleotides. The record is from the annotation of a GenBank genome assembly. Lineage: Eukaryota; Viridiplantae; Streptophyta; Magnoliopsida; Brassicales; Brassicaceae.
AUGGUUGGUCCCGAGAUCUACCUCGUCAGCGGUUAUUACAAUCACCCUUCCAGGGACAUCUGGAUCCUCGAUUUCCGAUCUGGAAAGUUGCAUCAGGGUCCGAGUAUGCGAGUGGCUCGCCGUUUCACAGCUGUGGGACUAGUUGAUCAGAAAAUCUACGCUUUUGGAGGGUACGAAGUGGAAUAUGAAGAGAUCAAAGCGGACGUGUUUGACACGAAGACGCAAACUUGGGAAGUCACGGAAGUCGGGCCAGUUUUCAAUUUGGAAAGGUCAUGUCUAUGGAUGUCGGUGGUGAGCCCGUCACUAGACAGAAAGGUUUAUGUGAGGAAAUCUGCACAUGUCAUAGUUUAUGAUCCGAGAGAUGGUAACUGUGAGAAGAUUGAUAUACCAAAUGAUUAUUCGUUCAAUUACGACGUGUGUGUGAUAGACAAUAUGCUAUAUAUUUAUCGCUCUUAUGUUGGGUUAAUGUGGUAUGACUCAAAGAAGAAGUAUUGGAGAUUAGUUAAAGGCUUGAAGCUCGACGAAUAUUCUGCCUUUGAUAUCAGAAUGGGAGAAUACAAUGGAAAGUUGGUGUUUUUGCGGAACCCUUCUUCUUUGGAAGAAGAUAAGAAAAGGGAGGUUUGGUGUGCAAUGAUCGCAUUGGAUAGAAAUGGAGUAGAGAUUACAGGGAAUGUUGAGUGGUCUGUUCGCGUGCUUUCAGUCCCUUGUGACUAUAUGAUUAUGCAUUUUUUUGGUCGUACGGAUUAG